This is a messenger RNA of Musca domestica (house fly), 725 nucleotides long. RefSeq lists its product as uncharacterized. The record is from RefSeq and is a predicted model, not a curated record. The transcript is spliced from 2 exons. Lineage: Eukaryota; Metazoa; Arthropoda; Insecta; Diptera; Muscidae. Bases 461 to 709 code for a protein of 82 amino acids.
AGCUUGCUUUCACUCUCAGUCUGACGUUAUCGCAGGCAAUCAAUAAUAAAGAGUGACAACAAAAAAAGAGGGAACCAAUUGAAAGACAAAUUUCCGGCCCAUAUAUUGUUUUUUUUUUGCAAUUUCAAAAGAUCCAAAUACCUUCACUCAACUCAAACACACCUGGUGAACUGAAAGUUUUAUUAAUAACAUCAAUGUUUAUUUAAAUAAAUGUCAAUGUGUUUUCGUUGUUGUUGUUGCUGUUGUUCGUAUUUACUCAAUAUGUGUCACCAUGUCGUUGGCAAGAAUUGGAGCGGGAAAAUCAAGUAAUGAAUUUCUUUGAUUAAAUGCAAGAUUUUGCUUUUUGUUGUCUUUUCAAUAUAAAAGUUCUUACAGCAGACCUUCUGCAAUACAGUCCACAUUUCUCGCUUCGAACAAGAGUUGCAAGAUCUUUUUGUAAAAAUCUACUGUUUUAUUUAUUAUGCCCUUCUUAAGCAUUUCGCGCUCAUUUCUGCUUGUUCUCAUUGCCAUUUUGUCGGUAAUUUUUAUUUUACCCCAAGUUGAGAGCAAGCCUCAGCUGGAACAUGGAUCACCCUUGGCACCUGGAGGACGCUUUCCUUUUACGGUGAACAUGGCCAUACCGCCGCGUGAUCCCAAACUCCCACCCAUUGUAAGACCCGAAAUCGUGCCUAUCCAUGAAGACAACGGAGAAAUGCCACCAGCCAAAUAGUUUAGUACAAAUUUGA